Ctenocephalides felis (cat flea) is the source of this 3744-nucleotide messenger RNA. RefSeq names its product serine/threonine-protein kinase 11-interacting protein-like. The record is from RefSeq and is a predicted model, not a curated record. The transcript has 17 exons. Gene Ontology annotation, cellular component: cytoplasm. Lineage: Eukaryota; Metazoa; Arthropoda; Insecta; Siphonaptera; Pulicidae. The coding region runs from base 34 to 3744 and encodes 1236 amino acids. Gene Ontology annotation, molecular function: protein binding.
UGACGCUCGAAAAAGGCUUAAAUUUGACAAAAUAUGGAGUCUAAAAUCAUAUCCGAUUUGGCUAAACUAUUAAGAAAAGACGGCGAUAAAAUUCUGAAUGAAAAAUGUCGACUCACACUCUCUGGACCUAUAUUGAACGACUUAAACGAAGCCUUUUGUCUAAUAGCUGAAAGGGAUGUUUAUAAUACUACUUUUCAAGUUAUUCCUGCGAAUAAUAUGAAAGCAGAGAUAUUUUUAGAUUUACAGUUUCUACAUGACUUUGUGCAAAAAACUUUGUGUUUAAGCAUCACCGAAGACUUGAGUAGUAAGAAGAAUUAUAAUGUUGAUAUUAGUAAGUUUAGGAAUUUAAGGUCUUUAGAAGUGCAUAAGAUACCUAUAUUAACAGUAAGAGGCUUACAGAGUUUACGUGCACAAUUACAAAGUUUAACGUGCAUCCGUUGUGUUGAUAAUAUAAAAGACAUAUUGUCUUCUUGCGGAGCUGAUCACAGCACAGGUUUUGUAUGGUCAGAGUUAAAAGAAGCCAAGUUCUCUUACAAUUGUUUACAAAGCAUUGAUUCAAGUCUUGAGUAUCUACCGUGGCUCCAAGUACUUGAUUUAAGCCACAAUCGCAUAGUCACUGCCGAAGCCCUGAAAUGGCUACCUAACCUCAAAUACAUCAAUCUUAGUUACAAUAAACUUGAAGAGAUUCCUAUGUUUCAUGUCGAAUCUGGAAGGAAGUUGCAGAUAUUAAAAAUAAGCAAUAAUGAUAUAGAGACUAUAACAGGUGUCAAUCGGUUGGAAGCUCUGUGCGAGUUGGAUUUAGCUAAUAAUUAUAUUAUAGAUCAUUCGAAUUUAGUGCCUGUUUCGUAUUUGCCCCAUUUGAGGUGGCUGACGCUUGCAGGAAAUCCUCUAUCCUUUCAUCCGGAACACAGGAAGCUGACUGCGAAGUAUUUGCAUAGGAAUGCAGGAACUAUUAAGUUCUGUCUGGAUCAAAUCAAGUUGUCGAAAGUGGAAAACAACUUGACAGGAUCCUACAAAAUUGCCCAGCGUCUCCAAAGAUCUCCAAGAAAACAUUUGAAUUCAGUAAGCUCCACACAAUCCAACGAGACCAGUGCCAGCGAAUCCACAGCAUCAGAUAUUAGGAUAUUCGAUUCAAGUUUAUCUCGUCUCAAGCCUAUCAAAACAGUAAAAGUACGAAACGCCAUCAUAGCAGACCUGGACGACGACAAUAAUUUAGACAGCGAUGGCAAUCAGACACGACAGAGUAACAGUUUACAUGACAGUACGACUUCUGCAAAUGAUACAUCAGAAGAUAUGUCUCAUCUGGAGACCAAGAGACAGCUGACUGACCUUCGAAGCCAAUUUGGAGACGCUUGGCUGCAUAGCCAGGGCGGUUCUUUGGUUCAGCAUAUUUUGGGAAUGACACCGAUGACUGGAGUCACUGGUGACGGAGGUAUGGGGGAUGGUAAAUGUGGUGCUGAGGAUUCGGAGGAUGGGGGAAAGGAUUGUCAAGGUCAAGAAACAAAAAUGGGAAUGCCACUUCUAUCGUCUACACCGAAAAAUGAAAAUCAAUCAAAAACGUCCUCGAAUAAUACUCUAUACACAAGCAUAAUUGGAACAAGCACUGAAGAUUUCACAUCAGUCACAUCGAAGACAAAAGACAGUGAUGAAAAUUCGAAGGAAACACCAAAGAGUUCUCAUUACAGUUCUGUGAUAUCCGAUGAUAAUAAUGAGACACAGGAAGGCAAUGAAAGCGAUACAAAUUCAGAUAAUGGAGUUGAAGAACACACCUACUUAGCUCGUACCGAGAACAAUCUCGGUGCUCAAAUCGAAUUGUUUGUAAUAAUUACGGAUAAAAUUAUUAAAGAAUGUUCAGUGCUGACUGGAAAAACUUUAACAAAAUGGUCUCUGUCUACUUUACUUAGUUGUGAACGAACAAACUCUACUAGUUUAACAAUUUGUUUUGACACUAUUCGAAGGGACAGGAAUCAGAGGAAAUAUGUUUUGGAACAAGGAGAUGCCCAGAAACUGGAUUCUCAUCUGAGAGAGAUUUUAUCAGCUCGACCAUUGCAAGAAAUGAAUCAAAUAGUUUUAAGAUGUAUGAAAUGCUCGAUGCAGUUUACGAGGGAAAUCCAGCAGAUUGUUGUUUCCAGAUUACCAAACGAUAAAUCUGAUACCACACCUUGCCCAUCUUGCCACAGUAAAUUAGUUGUAGAAGUUGAAGACGAUUCAGCGAUUCACAAACCGUUGAAAACAGAAAAACCACAACAAAUUCAAGUUGUACAAGAAAACAACAGUCAUGUGCAGUUCGACUUGCAACACUCUCAAUCUCAAUCUAGCAUAGGAUCUGCAAACUCUUUAGAAGAUAGCAUAACCGAUAGUACAGUAAGCGUAGCUGGAAGUGAUAUUGAAGUUUUAAGUAAUCCGAGUCAGAGUAGCAUUGAAGUUUUACACAGGAAAAGAUCAUCAGAAGAACGCAGACUGAUGGCUUAUCCGUCUUUAGACACAAUCCACGAUGUUAUACACAACAAUGCGACGAAAUUGAAAGCCAGAAAUCAAAGCCUAACAACCACUAACACUCUAACGGAAAGUAGUUCUUCUGGAUCCAUGACGAAUAGCGUGUGCACUGCCAUUGAAAAUGACAAAUCCAGUGAAUCACAUACACCCAACAAUGGAGUACUUUCUGAUUUUAAAAAUGGUAAAAGUAACUUGUCGAGUAGCCCUUCUAUUAUUUCAUCUAUGCUUGAAGGUUUAUUUCAAAGUGCGAAUAAUUUAAUAAUGAAAAAAACGAACGAUGACUCGAAGACUUCACCAUCACAAAACUUAGAAUCUCAUCCUGACGAUUCCAGCGAUCAACUCUUUUCCUAUUCCUACCAAGAUUUCUCAAUUGUGGACCAUCGAUUGACUUUACAUCUGUACCAGAAUAUAUUCACGGAUGUAAAUGAGACCCUUAAGUGGCUUGUUAGGUGUGAAAUUGUUUUGCAGAACUUUGACAAAUCUAGUUUGACGAAAUUGGAGGGUUGUUUUGUGUUAACGAAUACUAGAUUGCAUAUUUUGAAGAUUGUUGACAAGGAAAGAGGUGACCCAAGCAAAUGGCUUCAGAAACACCAAUCGUUCCAGAUACACAAAUUGUGUUCCAUAGACCUACUGCCUUACAAGCAAGGAAUAUCUUUCAAUAUAGAACAGACAAAACCUAGCCCUAAUUUAACUGUUUUGUGUUUAUUGAAAGACGUACAAAGGACCAACAAUUUAUUGGCUUAUUUAUCAGAAAACAAAAUAUCUUCCACCUGCAACUUAAACUGCACAGUACCGACUAGUCUCAAUACAAAGUUACAAAAAGUAUUAACCGAGGAAAAAGCUGCAGGGUCGCAGAACUCAUCACCGAUUUUAACUUCCAACAAAAUGCAACAGUUGCAACUGUUUAUGAUUUUCAAAUAUUUUGAAACUGACAAUAAAAUGGAAUAUUCUAGCGGAUGUUUAAUUGUUACUUGUGAUGAUAUAAUUGUUGCUGAGGAUUUGACGUGGCUGUUUGUGGACAAUGAGGAAGAAUUUGUGGUCAGCAGGAAGCAACCGAUGAUGAACCUGGUUGAAAUUGAUAUCAAAGAUAAAUGUGUAUCAUUUAAUUUUCUUGACGAGCUGAAGAAUUCAGCAAUGGAAACAUGGAAGAUUCAAUUGGAGACAAAGAACUCAAUUGAGAUUCUAAUUAGUGCUAUCAAACAGCCUUGGGAGAAAUUAUUUUUAGUUCCACUGACUGUGAAUAUAUGA